Messenger RNA from Mycena indigotica, 1428 nucleotides. Its product is annotated as CNDP dipeptidase. Gene Ontology annotation, biological process: proteolysis. Gene Ontology annotation, molecular function: peptidase activity. The transcript has 6 exons. Bases 1 to 1428 code for a protein of 475 amino acids. The record is from RefSeq and is a predicted model, not a curated record. Lineage: Eukaryota; Fungi; Basidiomycota; Agaricomycetes; Agaricales; Mycenaceae.
AUGCCUGCCCCCGCUGAAUUCCUAAGCUAUGUCGACUCGCAGUCUGACCGCUUCAUCCAGCGCCUUUCAGAGGCCGUCAGCAUCCCGUCGAUCUCCGGGGACCCCGCGUUUCGCCCAUCUGUAAUCAAGAUGGCGCAUUGGCUGGACGGUGAGCUCAAGGCAUUGGGCGUCACCACCAAGCUUGCGGAUCUUGGCACGCAUGUCAUGGACGGGCAAACGCUCCAGCUCCCACCAGCCAUCUUGGGGCGGAUCGGCGACGACAAGAACAAGAAGACCGUGCUGAUUUAUGGGCAUUUCGACGUCCAGCCUGCAUCCAAGUCUGACGGUUGGAACACGGACCCGUUUGUCUUGACCCAGGAAUCUGACGGGCGACUGGUUGGGAGAGGAAGCACGGACGACAAAGGGCCAAUUCUCGGUUGGCUGAACGUUCUCCAAUGGCAUCACGAUACCCAGAAGCCUCUGCCCGUUAACCUCGUAUUCUGUUUCGAGGGUAUGGAAGAGAACGGCAGUGAGGGUCUCGACGAGCUCAUCGAGAGAGAGAAGGACGGAUGGUUCAAAGGCGUUGACUGCAUUUGCAUUAGCGACAAUUACUGGCUCAACGCACGCACGCCUGCCUUGACCUACGGUCUCAGGGGACUCGUCUACUUCAAAAUCAACGUAUCUGGCCCCGCCCGCGACCUUCAUUCUGGCACUUUCGGCCGCACUGUCCACGAGCCCAUGACCGAUCUAAUUUCCCUCAUGUCCCGACUCGUUGAUUCAAACGGCACCAUUCUCAUUCCUGGAGUCGACGAUAUGGUCCAUGCAGCAGACUCAGAGGAGCGGGCGAUAUACGAAAAACUCGAUUGCAGCGUUCAAGACAUCGAAACCGGUGUUGGCGCUCCCAUUGCUCUUUCUGACGAGAAAGUCAGCGUCCUUAUGGGCCGCAUGCGGCAACCCUCGUUAUCCCUCCACGGUAUUGAAGGCGCCUUCUACGGACCUGGAGCCAAAACCGUCAUUCCGGCCAAAGUCGCCGGCAAAUUCAGCAUCCGGCUCGUCCCCCCACAGACGCCAGACACCGUCGAGCCUCUCGUCCGCAAGUACAUCGAGGCAGAGUUCAAGAAGUUGAACAGCAAGAGCACUCUCGAUCUUGAGCUGUUGCACAGCGGAAAGCCGUGGGUAGCUGACUGGAAGCACUGGAAUUAUACAGCGGCAAUUGCGGCAACAGAGGCUAUCUACAAGCGGACCCCAGACCUUACUCGUGAGGGAGGCUCCAUCCCAGUGACCCUCUCAUUUGCUGAGGCGCUCGGUGUCAAUGUGUUACUGCUGCCAAUGGGCCGUGGCGACGAUGGCGCGCACUCGACGAACGAGAAGCUGGACAAGAGUAACUUCCUGGAAGGGACAAAGCUCCUCGGGACAUACCUUUAUGAAGUUGGUGCCGCGACUGCAUGA